Molecule: messenger RNA, 1803 nt
Organism: Triticum aestivum (bread wheat)
Lineage: Eukaryota; Viridiplantae; Streptophyta; Magnoliopsida; Poales; Poaceae
Product: anthocyanidin 5,3-O-glucosyltransferase-like
Exons: 1
Coding region: 67-1512 (481 amino acids)
Molecular function (GO): UDP-glucosyltransferase activity
Source: RefSeq, a predicted model, not a curated record
GAGCACGACGACCAGUCAUCACUCGUCAGGAAACGCAAGGCGAGAGGUCGUUUCCCACAUUGCAGAAUGGCAGCCCCAAACAAUACUAGCACUCCAAAGAAGAUGGUUGUCAUCUACGCUCCGCCGGGGAUGCCGGGCCACCUGUUCCCAGCCGUGGAGCUGGGCAAGCUGCUCGUGGCGCAGGGCCUCGAGGUCACCGUCGUCCUCGGCGGGGAGGAUAGCCACGGCGCCGGUGGUUCGUUCUUCGCCGCCAUCGAGGCUGCCAGCCCGUCCUUGUCCUUCCACUGUCUCCCCCGUGCCACGCUCCCCUCCGACGUGCCCGCCGGGAGUUUGGAGGCGCAGCUUUUCGGGCUCGCGCGCGCCUCCAACCCGGACCUCCGUGACUUCCUCCGGUCCGCCUCCCCGGCCCCGGUAGCACUCGUCAUCGAUUCCUUCUGCAGCAGCGCGCUCGACGUCGGCUUCGAGCUCGGCAUCCCGACCUACUUCUUUCACACCACUUGCAUCGCCAGCGUCGCCUUCUGUCUCUACCAGCAAGUCAUCCAUGAGCAGACCGAUCUGAGCUUCCAAGACCUCGGUGGUGACCUUUUGCACGUCCCGGGAUUACCACCGAUACCAGCAGAUCACCUGCCCGCGUUUAUCCUAGAUCGCGACAGCUUGAGCACUAAGUUCUUCCUGGGCGCAUCCGAACGCUUGUGCAACUCGCAGGGCCUUAUUGUCAACAGCUGCCGCUCCUUGGAGCCGCGGGCCACCGAUGCCAUCAUCUCCGGCCUCUGCACGCUCCCCGGGCGACGAACACCGCCGCUGCACUGCAUAGGGCCGCUGAUAAAGCCCGACGAGGCUGGGACGCUGCGCCACGAGUGUCUCGCGUGGCUCGAUGGCCAGCCGAAGGCAACUGUGGUAUUUCUCAGUUUCGGCAGCUUGGGCCGGUUCAGCGCUGAGCAGAUCAAGCAGAUUGCGGCGGGGCUGGAGACGAGUGGGCAACGGUUCUUGUGGGUUGUCCGGCGCCCGACCGGCGACGAGCACCAGCCGGCCGACGACCUCGACGCACUUUUUCCGGAAGGCUUUCUGCACCAUACCAAGGAGAGGGGACUGGUCGUCAUGUCGUGGGUGCCGCAGCAGGCAGUGCUGGCGCACGGCGCGGUGGGCGGGUUCGUGACACACUGCGGAUGGAACUCGGUGCUGGAGGCGGUCAUGGCGGGGGUGCCGAUGCUGGCGUGGCCUCUGUACGCCGAGCAGCACACAAACAAGGUGUUCUUAGUCGAGGAGAUGCGGCUGGCCGUGGCCAUUGGAGGGUAUGACAAAGAAAUGGUGGAAGCCCAGGAGGUGGCGGCGAAGGUGAGGUGGCUGAUUGAGUCCGAUGGUGGGCGGGAGCUCCGGCAGCGGACGCUCGCGGCCAUGCGGCAAGCGAAGGAGGCGCUGGACGACGGUGGUGAGUCAAGAACAGCGUUGCUGAACCUUGCGAGAGAGUGGAAAAACGCCGGCGACAUUGGAAAUUAUGCAAUCAUCAACUGAAGAUGCUGCUUUCAAAUGUUACUUCCAUUUAAUAGGUACCAUGUAUGUCAUUUGCUGACCUUUGAAAUGAUGCCAACAGCGAACCAACCUGUGGUUGGAUGGUUAGAGGGACUGCGGUAUCCUGGUGCUCGCAUUUAUUCCUGAAUUUAUUUCAGGAUUUACUACCUUUUUAUUGAAUGUUCAACACAGAGAUAUUGUUCAGUUCUGUGCCGUGGAAAACAAGUUCAGCAAACUUAUUUAUUUUGUGUUGACAAUUAUUAUUUUUGAAACAAUGGAUGCAUCAUCAAUAUC